CCCCGAGCCCCGCCCGGAGGCGGCCGCGCGAACUGCAGACGGAGCAGACGAGAGGCGCGGGGCUGCCGGCGAGCGCCCCCCGUCCCCCGAGCCCCGAGCGCCAUGGUGGGCGCGCGGCUAGUCCGCAGCUCCGCGGCCGCCGGCUAACGGGCGGGGCGGCCACCGCUGCCUCACUCUGUCCCUCCGCGUGCGGGGCCUCCGAGCCGCCGUGGGGAGGAUGAGUCCCUGGGGCUGGUUCCUGCUGCAGACCCUCUGCCUUCUGCCCACGGGCGCAGCCCCGCGGCGCGGCGCGCCUGCCUCAGCCAACUGCGAGCUCAAGCCCCAGCAGAGUGAAUUGAAUUCCUUUUUGUGGACCAUAAAGCGAGAUCCGCCAUCUUACUUCUUUGGCACGAUCCACGUUCCAUACACCCGGGUUUGGGACUUUAUCCCGGACAACUCCAAGGAGGCUUUUCAGCAGAGCAGCAUUGUGUACUUUGAGCUGGACCUCACGGACCCCUACACUAUCUCGGCCCUCACCAGCUGUCAGAUGCUGCCGCACGGCGAGAACCUCCAGGACGUGCUCCCCAGGGACAUCUACUGCCGCCUCAAGCGCCACCUAGAGUACGUCAAGCUCAUGAUGCCCUCGUGGAUGACCCCAGACCAGCGUGGCAAGGGGCUCUAUGCGGACUACCUCUUCAACGCCAUCGCGGGGAACUGGGAGCGGAAGAGGCCCGUCUGGGUGAUGCUCAUGGUCAACUCCCUGACCGAAGUGGACAUUAAGUCCCGUGGGGUGCCUGUCUUAGACCUGUACCUUGCCCAGGAGGCUGAGCGGCUGAGGAAACAGACUGGGGCUGUGGAAAAGGUGGAAGAGCAGUGCCAUCCACUGAAUGGGCUGAACUUUUCACAGGUCAUCUUUGCUUUGAACCAGACCCUCCUGCAGCAGGAGAGCCUUCGAGCAGGCAGCCUUCAGAUCCCCUACACGACAGAGGAUCUCAUCAAACACUAUAACUGUGGGGACCUCAGCUCCGUCAUCUUCAGCCAUGACAGCUCCCAGGUUCCCAAUUUUAUUAACGCCACGCUGCCACCGCAGGAGCGCGUCACCGCCCAGGAGAUUGACAGCUACUUCCGCCAGGAGCUCAUCUACAAGCGGAAUGAGAGAAUGGGGAAGCGGGUGAAGGCCCUUUUGGAAGAGUUCCCGGACAAAGGCUUUUUCUUUGCCUUUGGAGCUGAUAACAUUCACAGGUUUCAGGGAUUAGGAUGCAGAUGUAUUUGGGGGACCAUUACCACAACAUCUGAAAAUCAAUUAAUAUAACCCCCCAUAUUAGUAGAACUCAAGGACAAGCGCCACACGAUGCUCUCAACAGACAUAGAAAAAGCAAACAAUAAAGUGCAACAUUCUUUCAUGGUGAACAUACUCAUCAAACGAAGGCUACAAGGGAACUUACUUCAUCAGCCUGUUGAAGGGUCACUUUAACAUAUUAAAUGACGAAAGAUGAAAUGCUUUCCCCCUAGGAUGAGGAACAGGACAAAGAUGGCUGCUCUCACCACUUCUCUUCAACAGUGUGUGAAGGUUCUAGCCAGGAAAGUUAGGAAAAGGAAUAAAAGACAUUCACAUUGGAAAGGAGGAAGUAAAACUAUCUCUUUUCUCAGAUGACAUGGUCUUGUGUAUAGAAAAUCCUAGGUAACCGACCAAAAAACUCUUAGAACUAAAAACCCAGGGUACAAGGAGGCAAGAUAGAAGAUCAGUACACAAAAGUCCGUUGUGUUUCCAUACUCUAGCAAUGAAUAAUUUGAAAAUGAAACUAAGAAACUAGUUCCGUUUAAAAGCGUAAAAAAAUACCUAGUACGAGAUGUAUCAAGACGUACAACGGAAAACUGAAAUCAUCAGAGGGAAUUAAAGAAGACCUAGAUAAAUGGAAAGACAUAUGGUCAUGAAUUGGAAGGCUUGAACAGUGUUAAAAUGACAAUAUUCUCCCCUGUUGAUCUAGACAUUCAAUGUAACGGUCAUCAAAAUCUCAGCUGAUGAAAAUGCUUCAAAAUUAGGUAGAGGUGAUGGUGGCACAACUUUGGGAAUAUUCCCCAAAUCACUGAAUUGUGCACUUGAAAAGGAUGAAUUUUAGGGGUGCCUGGCUGGCUCAGUCUGCAGAACAUGUGACUCUUGAUCUCAGGGUUGUGAGUUUGAGCCCAUGUUGGGUGGAGAGAUCAUUAAAAAAAAUAAUAAGCUUUAAAAAAAGGAUGUUUUUAUGUUGUAGAAAAAAUGAGAGUUUGGGCUCCUACACCUUGUUCACAAAUGAACAGUUUCUGCCUUUGGUGCUCGGUCCUCUGUGAGUUGUGUGAGUGGUUUUCCUCUUCUCCAGGUCUCACAUUCCAUAUUUGGGUUGUGCACAGUGCUGUGUGGCCCAGUGCCCAUGUCUGGCCUGUCUCAGCAAAGCUGUUAGCUCUGGUUCUGCAGCACCCCGAAAGGGGUUAGGUACCAGAAGCCCCCCGUGGCACCUGGUAGGGGUGAUGGUGGCCCUCUGUUAGAACACAGAGCUGGUGCUCGCUUCGGCAGCAUAUAUACUAAGACACCGAGCUGGUGGCUUGGUCCUGGCGGCUGUGUCGGGUCCUCCAGGAUGGAAGGUACCAGCCCCUGAGCGUGGGCUUUGGCCUUCCACCCCUGCGAGACUCAGUUGAUCUCUCAAAAGCUUCCCUGACGUCCGGUGGCGGGAUGGCGGGGCACUGGGUGCAGGGGAAGGGUGGAUGCUUUGAGAUGACAGUGGCCUACUGUGUGGCACGAGGCUGGGCAGCGGGUUGGCUGGCGGCCAGAUGGCAGGUUGAUCUGAGCAGCUGGGAGGGCAGGCCCUCCAGAUGGCGACUGCUGGACCGAUGGCCCAGGUGAGAUGUAGCACCUGGGCUCGCCUGAUUCUCCGGGCACAGCUCAUCAUAUUGCCGCAGCACUGGGCAGAGGCCUCACAGCUGGGUGCUUUGGGGGCCAGGGGUGCCCUGGACAGUCACCAGUGCCAAGUUCUCUUCCUGGCGCUGCUUUCUCCACCGCAGGAAUCCAUUUCUCUCUGAAGGCUGUGUUGACCAGAGGGAACCACAGAAAUUGCUCCCAACACUUAGCCUUACCGGUUAAAAAAUUUUAAAGUCUGUGGUUAGCAAACUUUUAAUUGCAAAGCGAAGGUAACCAAAAACUAAAAGCUGCAGAGUUUCUUUAAUUUUUUUUUUUAACGUUUAUUUAUCUUUGAGACAGAGAGAGAGAGAGCAUGAACGGGGGAGGGGCAGAGAGAGAGAGAGGGAGACACAGAAUCCGAAGCAGGCUCCAGGCUCUGAGCCAUCAGCCCAGAGCCCGACGUGGGGCUCAAACUCACGGACCGCGAGAUCGUGACCUGAGUUGAAGUCGGACGCUUAACCGACUGAGCCACCCAGGCGCCCCAAAGCUGCAGAGUUUCAAAUCAAACAACAACUUUCAUUGUGGGGGUCUGGAGAGAAAAUUUAGAGAUGAGAAAUGGAGCUCACCUUUGUGGCAGGAAAAGUCGGUCAAACAGAAUAGCUUGGUUCCGUGCUGAGAAAGCACUGGUAAUAGGGGCAGUUUGUUCACUUGACAGAUACGGUUUUUAUUCUGAAUUGCUUGAGAGGGUGGACUCUGGAGCCAGACCACUUGGGUUUGAGAUGCCAUCUGCUUCAUCUCUCUGUGCCUCUUGCUCACCUGUAAAAUGGAGACAAUAAUACGCCCACCUUAUAGGGCUGUUGGCAGGGGCAGGGAGGGGGCGGGGGCUGUCAAAUGAUGUGUAAAGCAUUGUGCCUGGUAAUGCUCAAUGACUGUUGGCUACUUUAUUUUUGUGAUCACGCCCUGCUGUGUGGGCUUGGUAAUGGCUGGGGGAGUGAGGGUUGCUGCAGCACUCUGUAGGCUCAGUAGCGCCCCCCCCCCCCCCCCCCCCCGCCGCCCUCACCCCCAGUCCAGGCAACAUCUGUGCAUGAGUUAAUUGCACUUGUGCACCAGGGCUAAUCUGGGCCUUGCCAACGUCCCUUUCAUCUGAGCCAGUUGCCCCUCAGCAAUCUUGGGGUCACAGACUCUACAGUUGAACCCAAGAAUGUGGUAGAGCCCAGUACCUUCCGCCAGUCACCGCCCUCGGGCUCGCCAGGCUCUCAGAGGCUGACCCAGG
Messenger RNA from Acinonyx jubatus (cheetah), 4124 nucleotides. It is a transcript of the gene TRABD2A, whose product is annotated as TraB domain containing 2A. Gene Ontology annotation, molecular function: metalloendopeptidase activity. Gene Ontology annotation, biological process: negative regulation of Wnt signaling pathway. The coding region runs from base 218 to 1291 and encodes 357 amino acids. NCBI's taxonomy places the organism in Eukaryota, Metazoa, Chordata, Mammalia, Carnivora, Felidae. Gene Ontology annotation, cellular component: membrane. The transcript is spliced from 5 exons. The record is from RefSeq and is a predicted model, not a curated record.